This is a messenger RNA of Hippopotamus amphibius kiboko, 779 nucleotides long. Its product is annotated as protein PBDC1-like. The record is from RefSeq and is a predicted model, not a curated record. Bases 48 to 710 code for a protein of 220 amino acids. NCBI's taxonomy places the organism in Eukaryota, Metazoa, Chordata, Mammalia, Artiodactyla, Hippopotamidae. The transcript has a single exon. Gene Ontology annotation, cellular component: cytoplasm.
AAAAGGUCAUUUCCGGGGAAGUGCAGCCACGCUUUGUGGGCUGCAAUAUGGAGGCGAGCAGUGGAACGGAUGAGUUGGUUUCCGGGGAACUGGUGUCUGUGGCACACGCUCUUUCUCUCCCAGCCGAGUCUUAUGGCAACGAUCCUGAUAUUGAGAUGGCUUGGGCCAUGAGAGCAAUGCAGCAUGCUGAAGUGUACUACAAACUGAUUUCAUCAGUUGACCCACAGUUCCUGAAACUGACCAAAGUGGAUGACCAAAUCUACUCUGAGUUUCGGGAAAAUUUUAAGAAACUCAGAAUAGGUGUAUUGGACCCAGAAGAGCUCAAAUCAGAAUCAGCUAAAGAGAAGUGGAGGCCAUUCUGCUUGAAGUUUGAUGGGAUUGUAGAAGACUUCAACUAUGGUACUUUGCUGCGACUGAAUUGUUCUCAGGGCUACACUGAGGAAAACACCAUCUCUGCACCCAGGAUACAAUUUUUUGCCAUUGAAGUUGCUCGGAACCGGGAAGGUUAUAACAAAGCAAUUUAUACUAGUGCUCAGGACAAAGAGGAAGAGAAAGGAGUCAACAGUGGAAGAGACAAAGGAGCCAGCAGUGGAGGAGAAGAAGAGAAAGGAGCCAACAGAGAAGGAGAAAAAGAGAAAACCAAGAAAGCAGGAGAAAAGGAGAAAGAAGCCUGCAAAGAAAUGAACAAAAGUGGUGAAACAGCUGUGUGAGGUAGACAGGGAAUAGCACUCUAGAAGCCGUGAUUUAACUAAGACUACAAGUACCAUGAUGCUCCUUGC